CUUGCCAGGAAAGCACUUACUCCACUGAGCCAUCUCCCCGGCCCCUGAAAAUCACUUUUCUGGUGCUUCAGAAAAGACUUGUCCUCCUGUAUCAUCCUGUUGGGGUCUCCAGUGUCUGCUGCAUUUUUAUCAAGAAAGAAAUCAUAGUUUGAAGUUGCUUCUGCUGCUCAAGUAGAUCAGAUGCGAUGAUCCAGUAGGGAGACUGCGCACGGGGCAGCAUCGAGCCUGGCUGCUGGAGGAUGAACGGGGAGGAGGAAUUCUUUGAUGCCGUCACAGGCUUUGAUUCUGAUAACUCUUCUGGGGAAUUUUCAGAGGCGAAUCAGAAGAUUACAGGAAUGAUUGACUUAGACACCAACAAAAGUACAAGGAGUGGGAAAAGUGGGGAGAGGCCCUCUCAAGAGAAUGGAAUUCAGAAGCACAGGACGGCACUGCCUGCCCCCAUGUUCACCAGAAGCGACUUCAGCGUGUGGAGCAUACUGAAGAAGUGCAUCGGCCUGGAGCUGUCCAAAAUCACAAUGCCGAUCGCCUUCAAUGAGCCCCUAAGCUUCCUGCAGCGGAUCACGGAGUACAUGGAGCACGUGUACCUCAUCCAUAGAGCCUCCCGCCAGACUCAGCCCCUGGAGAGGAUGCAGUCAGUGGCUGCGUUCGCCGUCUCUGCUGUGGCUUCCCAGUGGGAGAGGACUGGCAAACCAUUCAACCCGCUCUUGGGAGAGACCUAUGAGCUGAUCAGGGAAGACUUAGGGUUCAGGUUUAUAUCUGAGCAGGUCAGCCAUCACCCUCCCAUCAGUGCGUUUUAUUCAGAGGGUCUCAAGCAGGACUUCGCGUUCCAUGGCUCCAUCUACCCGAAGCUCAAGUUCUGGGGCAAGAGCGUGGAGGCGGAGCCCCGGGGCACCAUCACUUUGGAGCUUCUCGGACACAAUGAAGCCUACACCUGGACCAACCCUACCUGCUGUGUGCACAAUGUCAUUAUUGGGAAGCUGUGGAUAGAGCAGUAUGGAGUGGUGGAGAUUCUAAACCACAGAACCGGUGAUAAGUGUGUACUUAACUUCAAGCCAUGCGGCCUGUUUGGGAAAGAGCUCCACAGAGUAGAAGGGCACAUUCAAGAUAAAAACAAAAAGAAGCUCUUCAUAAUCUAUGGCAAGUGGACGGAAUGCUUGUGGGGCAUCGAGCCUGCUUCGUAUGAGUCCUUCAGGAAGCAGGAGAAGAGAGGCGACCAGCUGAGGAAAGCCCAGCUGGAUGGUGGCCCAGAAAGACCAGAUAGCGAUGUGGCGGACGACAUGCCCGUGGCACAGGAGACUGUGCAGGUCAUUCCUGGGAGCAAGCUGCUCUGGAGGAUCAACAGCCGGCCCCCCAACUCUGCCCAGAUGUACAAUUUUACCAGCUUUACUGUGAGCCUCAAUGAACUAGAGUCAGGCAUGGAGAAGACCCUGCCCCCCACAGACUGCCGCCUGCGCCCGGACAUCCGCGGCAUGGAGAACGGCAACAUGGAUCUGGCCAGCCAGGAAAAGGAGCGGCUCGAGGAGAAGCAGAGAGAAGCCCGCAGGGAGCGCGCCAAGGAGGAGACCGAGUGGCGGACCAGGUGGUUUUACCCAGGCGACAACCCCUACACUGGGGCUUCUGACUGGUUAUACGCAGGGGAUUACUUUGAGCGGAAUUUUUCCGACUGCCCCGAUAUCUACUGAGGGCUGGAGGCCAGCCUGGCGGCCUG
This is a messenger RNA of Octodon degus (degu), 1708 nucleotides long. RefSeq names its product oxysterol binding protein like 2 (gene Osbpl2). Bases 240 to 1682 code for a protein of 480 amino acids. The record is from RefSeq and is a predicted model, not a curated record. The transcript has 14 exons. Lineage: Eukaryota; Metazoa; Chordata; Mammalia; Rodentia; Octodontidae. Gene Ontology annotation, molecular function: cholesterol binding. Gene Ontology annotation, cellular component: cytosol; intracellular membrane-bounded organelle; membrane.